AUGGGGGCAGUUGUGGCCAAAUUGCUCCUGCCUACCCUCAGCAGCCUGGCCUUCCUCCCCACCGUGAGCAUCGCUGCCAAGAGGCAGUUUUACAUGGAGGCCAUGGUCUACCUCUUCACCAUGUUCUUUGUGGCGUUCUCCCAUGCCUGCGAUGGGCCUGGCUUGUCCAUGCUGUGUUUCAUGCGCCGUGACAUCCUGGAGUACUUCAGCAUCUAUGGGACAGCCCUGAGCAUGUGGGUCUCACUAAUGGCACUGGCUGAUUUUGAUGAACCCCAGAGGUCAACCUUCACGAUGCUCGGUGUGCUUACCAUCGCUGUUCGGACUUUCCAUGACCGCUGGGGCUACGGGGUGUACUCGGGCCCCAUAGGUACAGCCAUCCUCAUCAUUGCUAUGAAGUGGCUGAAGAAGAUGAAGGAGAAGAAGGGUCUGUACCCUGACAAGAGCAUCUACACUCAGCAGAUAGGCCCCGGCCUCUGCUUUGGGGCACUGGCCCUGAUGCUUCGCUUCUUCUUUGAGGAAUGGGAUUACACCUAUGUCCACAGCUUCUACCACUGUGCCCUGGCCAUGUCCUUCGUCCUGCUGCUGCCCAAGGUCAACAAGAAGGCUGGGAACACGGGGCCCCCCGCCAAGCUGACCUUCUCCACCCUCUGCUGCGCUUGUGUCUGA
Messenger RNA from Peromyscus eremicus (cactus mouse), 666 nucleotides. It is a transcript of the gene Mymk, whose product is annotated as myomaker, myoblast fusion factor. The transcript is spliced from 5 exons. Gene Ontology annotation, cellular component: plasma membrane. NCBI's taxonomy places the organism in Eukaryota, Metazoa, Chordata, Mammalia, Rodentia, Cricetidae. The record is from RefSeq and is a predicted model, not a curated record. Bases 1 to 666 code for a protein of 221 amino acids.